Molecule: messenger RNA, 1440 nt
Organism: Talaromyces stipitatus ATCC 10500
Lineage: Eukaryota; Fungi; Ascomycota; Eurotiomycetes; Eurotiales; Trichocomaceae
Product: D-3-phosphoglycerate dehydrogenase
Exons: 7
Coding region: 1-1440 (479 amino acids)
Molecular function (GO): oxidoreductase activity, acting on the CH-OH group of donors, NAD or NADP as acceptor; NAD binding
Source: RefSeq, a predicted model, not a curated record
AUGUCGUCUGCAAGAGAUAUCAAAGUACCCCAGGAAGAACUAGCCCACCGAGUGUCCCGCAGUCUCGGUCUAUCAACUUCUCCCGCAGCACCAAUCACUUCGACGGCCUCCAGUUUUGGCUUCUCAGCUGCUGUGGGCAGCACCCCUGCGUCUGUCGCUGCUGCUGCCCGUGCUGCAAAGCACUUGAAACCCUUUGCAACCGAAGAUAUCAAGAUUUUGCUGUUGGAAAAUGUCAAUCAAACAGGUCGCGACAUUCUCGCUGCUCAAGGAUACCAGGUGGAAUUCUUGAAGACGUCGUUACCGGAAGACCAGCUCAUUGAAAAGAUCAGGGAUGUCCACGUUAUUGGCAUUCGCUCAAAAACCAAACUCACCGCACGAGUCCUCAAAGAAGCAAAGAACCUGAUUGUCAUCGGCUGUUUUUGCAUUGGAACGAACCAAGUGGACCUAAAGUUCGCUGCUGAUAAUGGAAUUGCUGUCUUCAACUCACCCUUCAGCAAUUCACGCAGUGUUGCGGAAUUGGUUAUUGCUGAGAUUGUCGUCCUCGCCCGGCAGCUUGGUGACCGCUCAAAUGAAAUGCACAAUGGUACCUGGAACAAGGUUAGCAAUAAGUGCUGGGAAGUGCGUGGUAAAACUCUCGGAAUCAUCGGAUACGGUCAUAUUGGUUCACAGCUGUCCGUAUUGGCUGAAGCAAUGGGUAUGAACGUCAUUUACUAUGAUGUCGUGAACUUGAUGGCUAUGGGAACAGCUCGACAAGUCCCCACACUCGAAGAUCUCCUCCGUGAAGCCGAUUUCGUCACUCUCCAUGUUCCCGAACUGCCCGAGACCCAGAACAUGAUGGGCCCGAAACAAUUCGAUCAGAUGAAAGAAGGAAGCUACCUAAUCAACGCAAGCCGCGGAAGUGUGGUAGACAUUCCUGCAUUGAUUGAGGCAUCACGCGCUGGCAAGAUCGCUGGCGCCGCUCUCGAUGUGUAUCCAAAUGAGCCCAGUGGAAACGGCGAUUACUUCCACAACGACCUCAACACCUGGGCGAAUGAUCUCCGCACUCUGAAGAAUAUCAUCCUUACCCCUCACAUUGGUGGAAGUACCGAAGAAGCUCAGAGCGCCAUUGGUAUUGAAGUUGGCCAAGCUUUGGUCAAAUAUGUCAACGAAGGCUCGACUCUCGGUGCGGUUAACUUACCAGAAGUCAAUCUGCGUUCGUUGACCAUUGAUGAGCCUGAUCAUGCCCGAGUCAUUUAUAUUCACCAGAACGUACCCGGUGUGCUCCGAAAAGUCAACGAGAUUCUCGGCGAUCACAACGUCGACAAACAGAUGACUGAUAGCAGGGACGACGUUGCCUACCUGAUGGCUGAUAUCAGCAAUGUCGACACACAAACCAUCAAAGACCUCUAUGCGAAAUUGGAAAGCCUUUCAUCUCGUAUCAUGACACGUAUUCUCUAUUAG